AUGUUGAUUGUAGCCACAGGCUAUGGGAGGUUUCACCUGCUGAUUCUGGCCCUGUGUGGCUGGGCUGUGUCCAGUGAUGCAAUUGAGGUCCUGUCUGUCUCCUUCCUUCUUCCAUCGGCCACCUGUGAUUUUGGCCUCAGCUCUACAGACAAAGGAAACCUCAAUUCUGUUAUAUUUUUAGGUAUGAUAGUGGGAGGGUACUUCUGGGGCUCUCUGGCAGACAAGGCAGGCAGGCGUACCGUCCUUCUCGGCUCUCUCACCGUCAAUGGCCUAGGGGGACUCGCGUCCAGUGUAGCACAAUCUUUCUGGCUAUUUCUCCUCUUAAGAUUCAUCAGUGGUGUAGGGGUUGGAGGGAGCAUACCAGUUAUCUUCUCAUACUUCACGGAAUUCCAGCCGAAAGCCAAGAGAGGCAUGAUGAUCAGUGUGUUAGCCACAUUCUGGAUGUUUGGCAACAUCAUCGCAGCUGGGCUUGCCUGGGCCAUCAUUCCUCAGAAACUGGGCGUGGUCACUCCCUCAUUCACAUACGACAGUUGGCGUGUGUUCAUAGCAGUCUGCACUAUCCCCAGUCUUACAUCAGCAGCUAUUUUUAUCCUUAUGCCGGAAAGUCCAAAAUUUUUGAUAGAGACUGGUAAGGAAGAUAUGGCGGUAGCUGUUCUCAGGAAAGUCCAUCGGAUAAAUAAACCAAAAGAAUUCAAAGUCUUCCCAUAUACCUUUGUGACUCUGAGUGGAGAUGAGGAUGAGAAAUCGAAGAGGGAUGAUGUCCUUCCUCGAAACUUAAACUGCUGCGCAAGAUACUGGAUCGCAACAAAACAGAUGCUGACCACAACAGUCAGACUAUUCAGGAAACCCAUGGCAGGGAGAACCAUCGUCAUUCUUGUUAUCAACUUCACUUUAUCUUUCGGGUAUUACGGGUUGUGGCUCUGGUUCCCAGAGAUAUUUUCUCGUAUCGAGAAGAACGGUGGCUCGCCUUGCGACGUCGGUCUCAACACCACCGCACCCAACAUCACCGUGGAAACCAACAUCACCUGCCAUCUCCCUGACGACUGGGUGUAUUUGUCAGGAUUUCUGACGGCAGCGUCAAACUUACCCGGAAAUCUUCUCACCAUAUUUCUCAUGGAUAAAAUUGGAAGAAAGGGCCUGUUAGCCUCCAGUAUGGUUGUCUCAGGCGGAUGUGUCUUCUUCAUCCUGUUUGUCCACAACAAAACACAGAACUUGUUGGUGGCUUGUCUCUUUGGUGCGGUCAGCACUGUAGGCUGGAACUCACUGGACGUUUUGGGGGCGGAGCUAUUCCCCACUGCUGUCAGGUCAACUGCAUUUGGUUUACAGUCAGUGUUUGGUAGGACAGGGGCUAUCCUAGGUAACCAGGUGUUUGGCCUGUUGGUUGAUGUCCACUGUGCAGUGCCAUUGUUGCUUGUGGCAUCGAUGUUGACAUUUGGUGGCCUGGCUUCCAUCAAACUACCAAACACCACCAAAGCUGACAUCCACUGAGUUGUGACCUGAGUUAGAACAACUUAGAAGUGGAUUUUCACUUCAAUUGUAACAACCAAGCACCACAAAAACUGAUAUCC
Liolophura sinensis is the source of this 1568-nucleotide messenger RNA. Its product is annotated as synaptic vesicle glycoprotein 2C-like. Gene Ontology annotation, cellular component: membrane. Bases 1 to 1488 code for a protein of 495 amino acids. The transcript has 11 exons. Gene Ontology annotation, biological process: transmembrane transport. Gene Ontology annotation, molecular function: transmembrane transporter activity. The record is from RefSeq and is a predicted model, not a curated record. Lineage: Eukaryota; Metazoa; Mollusca; Polyplacophora; Chitonida; Chitonidae.